GAAUCUAAAACUUUUUAUUAUAAGUGAAGAUGAAUACCGCUUGACUGUAUUAUUAAGUGACAAUUUAAUUGAUUUUUUGCGUAUGUAAAAUGUUCAAUUAUUAUGAAACAUUGUAAGAUAAGGAAUGAGAGCCGGAAAAAUAAAACAACAUUAAAAAAAAAAAUUGAAAAAACGAAAGAAAAGGGCGGGACUCGCGACGUGUAUUUUAUAAUCGUCACAGGACAAGAUACGGAAAGUAGAAGGAAAUAGAACGGUGGAAACGAAACCAUUCUGAACCGUAGAUAUCGUCCAGAAGAAAUCCUAACCGUCGUAUUUGAACCAUGUUCGAAUAGGAAAGCUCCAGUUCCCAUAUCGUCCACUGUAUAAAAGCCCAAGGUCUACAGUCUGAACCAAACCAACAAAACCCACACUCACGGCACUCUCUCGUUUGGCGCCACAGCUAGAACAGCCACAGUCUUUUAGUUAUUGGAGUUCAUAACCAGCAGGAUUGCAAAUUUGCAAUACCUUCCAAACAAAUGGGGACUAGGGAAAGCAGUGCAGCUUCAACUCAGGUUGUGGCAUUCGAAAUGCAAAAAGAAGAACUGAUUCUCGAUGAGUACACAGAGUCAUUGAUAAUAUACAAGGGAGGCUCAGUACGUACGGAUUUCGUAGGUAAAAGAGUUGCUGAAGGCGAAAAGACAACUUGUAUUUCUGGAAAUAAUUGUGAUGGUGCUUCUCAAAGUGCUACAAGCAGGGGUGAGGACUCAUCAGACAAGAACCGAGAAGAUUAUGAACAGAGAAUGGAAAGAAGAAGACUGGCUAACAGGGAAGCUGCGAGGAGGUCAAGAAUACGCAGACAGCAAGAAUGUGAGAAACUACGAGCAACCGCAGAGAUUCUUGAGAGCGAGAUUGCCCAGAUCCCACGCGAUAUAUGGAGGCUUUCUGAGCAAAUUGAGAAACUCAAGGAAGAAAACGACAGCAUAUUUGAUGAGCUAGAGAAGAAGUAUGGUGCAGAUGCAGUUUCUGAUCUGAGAGCUGUGAAGGACUCUUUGGAAGGUAAAGGCAAAGACACUGACCCAAAGACGCCGAGCAGAGACAGCUGAAGUCCUAAUCCUCCAUCACUCAGUUCGGGUCUGUAAUCACUCUGCUGUUGUUUUAUGUAGUUGAAAGCUCCAGAAAAAUUCCUACUUGUGGAUAAAGAUGUAGCACCAGUGUUCUUUAAGUUCCCGCCUAAGCGCUGGGUGGCUUGGCACCACUGUGAUUAGUCCUAGGCGUCUAAAAGAAUAAGAAAGGACGCCUAGACCUGAUUAGGCGAGCUAGGUAGUUUUGUAACUUUUUUUGCUUUAUUUAACAAAAUGUCUUAGAUCGCAGCUUUCAGCUAGUCAGAACAUAGAUAAGUUUUAUUUGACAUUUUAUUUUUCAAUUAAUUAACAUUCAUUA
Pyrus x bretschneideri (Chinese white pear) is the source of this 1419-nucleotide messenger RNA. Its product is annotated as G-box-binding factor 1. Gene Ontology annotation, biological process: regulation of DNA-templated transcription. Gene Ontology annotation, cellular component: nucleus. The record is from RefSeq and is a predicted model, not a curated record. Lineage: Eukaryota; Viridiplantae; Streptophyta; Magnoliopsida; Rosales; Rosaceae. The transcript is spliced from 7 exons. Gene Ontology annotation, molecular function: sequence-specific DNA binding; DNA-binding transcription factor activity. Bases 516 to 1082 code for a protein of 188 amino acids.